AUGUCUGCCCUGCAGAGUUCACCCGGAGCAGCUAUCUACAGCAUCACAAGCGGAGACACACGGGCGAGAAGCCAUACAAGUGCGAUGUCUGCCCUGCAGAGUUCAGCCGGAGCGGCCUCCUACAACGUCACAGGCAGACACACACGGCGGACACACACGGGCGAGAAGCCAUACAACUGCGAUGUCUGCCAUGCGGAGUUCAGUCAGAGAGGGCACCUACAGGAUCACAAGCGGACACACACAGUGUCACAAGCGGAUACACACAGGCGAGAAGCCAUACAAGUGCGAUGUCUGCCCUGUGGAGUUCAGCCGGAGUGGGCACCUGCAGAAUCACAAGCACGGGUGAGAAACCAUACAAGUGCGACGUCUGCCCUGCGGAGUUCACCCGGAAAGAGCACGUACAGCGGCACAAGCGGACACACACAGGUGAGAAGCCAUACAAAUGCGAUCUCUGCCCAGCUCAGUUUGGUCAUAGCGCCACCCUACAGGAUCACAAGCGGAUACACACGGGCGAGAAGCCAUACAAGUGUGACGUCUGCCCUGCGGAGUUCAGUCACAGAGGGCAUCUACAGGAUCACAAGCAGACACACACAGUGUCACAAGCGGAUACACACAGGCGAGAAGCCAUACAAGUGCGAUGUCUGCCCUGCGGAGUUCAGCCGGAGUGGUCACCUGCAGAAUCACAAGCACACACACACGGGUGAGAAACCAUACAAGUGUGACGUCUGCCCUGCAGAGUUCACCCGGAAAGAGCACGUACAGCGGCACAAGCGGACACACACAGGCGAGAAGCCAUACAAAUGCGAUCUCUGCCCGGCUCAGUUUGGUCAUAGCGCGACCCUACAGGAUCACAAGCGGACACACACAGGUGAGAAGCCAUACAAGUGUGACGUCUGCUCUGCGGAGUUCAGACGGAGUGGGCUCCUAAAGUGUCACAAGCGGAUACACACAGGCGAGAAGCCAUACAAGUGCGAUAUCUGCACUGCAGUGUUCAGCCAGGGAUCGACCCUACGGGAUCACAAGCGGACACACACGGGCGAGAAGCCAUACAAAUGUGAUGUCUGCCCUGCAGAGUUCAAACAGAGAGGGCACCUACAGGAUCACAAGCGGACACACACACGAGAAGCCAUACAAGUGCUCUAUCUGCCCUGCAGAGUUCUGCCGGAGUGGUCACCUGCAGAAUCGCAAGCGCACACAUACUGGUGAGAAACCGUACAAGAGCGACGUCUGCCCUGCGGAGUUCAGCCAGAGAGAGCACGUAAAGCGGCACACGCGGGCGAGAAGGCAUACAAAUGCGAUCUCUGUCCUAGAGAGUUCAGCCACAAGCCUGUUGUACCACAAGCGGGCACACACAGACAAGAUGUCCCACAAGUGCGAUCUCUGCCCUGAGGUUUUUCAGCCAGAGCGGUCGCCUAAAGUGUCACAAGCAGACACACAUGGGUGAGAAACAAUGCAGGUGAAAUAUCUGCCCUGUGGAGUUCAGCUGAAGUGACAAUCUACAGAAUCACAGGCGGACACACACAGGCGAGAAAACCAUACCAGUGCGACUUCUGUCCCGAAGGGUUCAAUCAGAGACACUACCAACAGCAGCACAAACACACACAGGGUGGACGAGGAGCCAUACAAGUGUGCGGCUUCAUGCCCUGUGGUCCAGCCUAAGUGGGCACCUACAGGAUCAAUUCAACAAGAGCACAAAGGUGCGGAAUAACAAGUGGAGUCACGAGGUCGUGAAGCCGUACCAGUGCGAUAUCUCUCCUGGAAACUUAAAUCAGAGCAUAAGUCUGUCGUGUCACAAGCGAAAACACACUUGCAAGAAACCCUACACGUGCAAACUUUAUCACUUAAAGUUCUGCCAUGGAACAAAGCUACAGCGCCAUAUGCGGACGAGAAGCCAUGCUCAAGUGCUAUGUGCCGAGUUCAACCAGAACACGGAUCUUCACGACCAUAACUGAACACACAUGGGCAAAAAGCCAUACAAGUGCAGGUGCUGUCCUGCAGGGUUCACCCGCAGCACGAUUUACGGUGUCACAAGCAGAUACAUAUGACUGUGGACCCUUGCAUGUGGGAUGCGUGCUCUGCAGAAUUUGCCCACAGCACGGGCCUGGAGCAUCACAAGUAGACACAGACAGGCGGGAAGUCAUACAGAAGCAUUGUCUGUGCUGCAGACUUGAGACAGAACACACACCUGAAGCAUUACGAAUAGACGUACAUGGGUGCGACAGCCCUACAGAUGCAAACUCUGCCGUGCUGGUUCAGCCACAGGAUGAACAGACACUAGCCAGAGAACAAAAUAAGUGCUUGCAGAGCACGAGCUAGUUCAGCCAGAGGAGGAACCUGUGGCUUCAGAUGUAGCCACGAGACACUUGGUAUUGAGGCUGUGCAAGUACAGAGGCCACAUACUCCUACACAUGAAGAAGCCUGUCCAAAUGUAAAAUCUGUUAUGUCACAUGUGCUAAACCCAGAUACCUGAAGAAGCACAUGGUAACAGAGAGCAAAGAGCGUACAAAUACUGUCUGUAUCCCGUCGCAUUUUAUUUCUGUUGGAUGUUUUUACACUCGCACGCAUGAACAGACUGAGGGUCAGAAAGAGUUGGCCGGGACCUGGGUUGGGUGGUGAUCCAUGUGAAAUGUUAGGAACCCCACUGCUGGGGGAGAUAAACCAACAUGUUAAAGACGUCCUCACACAGGCUCUGAAGCAGCAUGCUCUGAUAUUGUUCCUUUCUCCUUUUAUAUUCCUCUUGUCACGAAUGCGUAUCUUCUUCAUGGGUGACUAACGAUUCCCCAGAGGAACAUAGACAAGAGAGGUAAGGGAAACGCAAGUGUUUGUGCUGUCUUACAUACCUUGUCCUUGUUCCUUUGGCACUUGGUUGUUCAAUCAGGGAUAGUCACCAAGAAGCCCAAACCUCUACCAUUGUGCUUAUCUUCUUCGAUUGUUCUAUGUCCUACGUCCCGUCGGUUGGUAAAAUGAACGAAUAAAUCAACCCAAAGCAAUAAAAAAAUAAUUUACUACCACUUAGAUGUGUCAACUUGUAAUCAAAAUCCCGAGAUUUCCCUUUUGUGUCACGACCAAACUAAAUAUCAAUUGUAUACACGCAAAAUAAAUUAAAACCCUCUCCACUGUAGAGCACCUCAUAGUGAUGCGCUCGAAGAGACUAUGCAGGAAGGAAUUGACAGCACACAGUAGGCAGCCGUUCUCCAUUUCGUUUCAUGCCUUAGUCCGAAGAGACUCGACGGAUUCCACACUGCAGUGAGGACUACAACUUUUUCCGCCGUUAUUAAUCCUUUUGUCGUACAUUUUAAUCCUUAUACCAUUCAAUCCCUUUGCCAUCUGAAUUAAUCCGCAUUUCACAUAGUUUAAUCCACUUUCCAUGCAAUUUAAUCCAAGUGACUAUGUGUGGGCUACGUGACUUUUUUCUGUAUUGUGGGACAGUUCCCAUGUGUACAGGAUUGCACAUGCAUUUUAUUAAUAAUGUGGGUUUCUGCACCAUAAUGGGAUACUGUGGGACAGUUAACCUGCAUUACUGUAUUGUGGGGCUAUUCCCAUGUCUACGGGUUUUACCCAUGGUUUUCAUUAAAAACGUGGGUUUCUGCACUGUAAUGAGAUACUGUGGGCCUGCCAAUCUGGAUUGCGAUA
Messenger RNA from Ornithodoros turicata, 3633 nucleotides. RefSeq names its product zinc finger protein 664-like. Gene Ontology annotation, biological process: urogenital system development; regulation of transcription by RNA polymerase II; embryo development. The record is from RefSeq and is a predicted model, not a curated record. NCBI's taxonomy places the organism in Eukaryota, Metazoa, Arthropoda, Arachnida, Ixodida, Argasidae. Bases 1 to 1206 code for a protein of 401 amino acids. The transcript has 4 exons. Gene Ontology annotation, molecular function: RNA polymerase II transcription regulatory region sequence-specific DNA binding; DNA-binding transcription factor activity, RNA polymerase II-specific. Gene Ontology annotation, cellular component: nucleus.